Molecule: messenger RNA, 645 nt
Organism: Protopolystoma xenopodis
Lineage: Eukaryota; Metazoa; Platyhelminthes; Monogenea; Polystomatidea; Polystomatidae
Source: the annotation of a GenBank genome assembly
AUGCGACUACUUCUGGCUUGUGUUGCUUUUGCAGCACAAAUGCAAAUGCUCUCUUCUUAUCUUCCACCUCGUUCCCGUCGACCUUGUCGACGGGUCGUCAGUCCACUUAUGUUCCUUGAACACCGCCCUAAACGGCUUUAUCUCCUCCCCGUCGACCCUUCGUCCCUUCCAGCCACGACGCUUCUGUCCGCCCAGUUCAACUUGUCCGAAGAGUUCCAACCCGGCGGCUUCUGGACCGAUUUGCCCAACACCAAGACCAACCAAUCGGAGCAGGACGUCUGGCAGACGAACACGACAAUGGGCGACAACGGGACUGGAGUUGCGUCGCCAUGGAUGCUACAGAACGCGGAAGGCACCAAGACGCCGGACACCCUCGACAAUGUCACCUUCUUCGGCUCCCCUUUCACGCCGUUCAACUCGACUCCGUUGGUGGAAGAUGGCGUGGCCGAGACGAGCGCCGGGCAGACCAUCGUCUACUCUCCUCAGACAGUCGAGCUGGCCCAAACGGUUCUGUACGAGAACUCCACCUUCAUCAGAGCCAUCAUUCAGCCCAAGAGCCUUCUGCUAGACGCCAUGAGGACCAAUGAAAGUCUGCAGUUGACUCCGGAAGGCGGCGACUCAACGCAGGGACCCAUGGAGGAAUAG